Molecule: messenger RNA, 1279 nt
Organism: Puntigrus tetrazona (Sumatra barb)
Lineage: Eukaryota; Metazoa; Chordata; Actinopteri; Cypriniformes; Cyprinidae
Gene: mrpl38
Product: mitochondrial ribosomal protein L38
Exons: 9
Coding region: 42-1202 (386 amino acids)
Cellular component (GO): mitochondrial large ribosomal subunit
Source: RefSeq, a predicted model, not a curated record
UGUCCCGUGUUGACGUCUCGCCGUUUCCGGAGCGGUUCAUCAUGGCGCUGCGCGGCGCGGCGUGUGUUCUGCUGCGGACGGCGGUGGACGCCGGGCUGAAGAGUCACGCGAGGGGUCUCCGGUCCACCGCUGUUCUUGGUUACUGGUCUCCUCCUCAGGGUCCGAUGCCUAAUGAAGACAUCGACUGCACUCAACUGGACUCUCUGGAGAAAUAUCGCAGUUAUACUCGCUACGUGACAGCGGCAGAGGAGGCCGAUCGGAAAGAUGUUUGGUGGAAAACCUAUAGGAAAUACAGAGAGGAGGAGAAGAAAGAAGCUGUCAAGCCGGUCAACAUCGGCCUCCCGUAUCAGCGUCCCUCCAGGAAGACGCAGGUGAAGGAAAGGAAGAAGGUGGUGCUGGAGAACAAGAAGAACCCAGAGUUGGAAAGAGAGAAUCGACUACGAACGUUCCGCAUCCCCCUCGACAGAGUAAAGACGCAGUGGGAGCAGACGAACGGACCGUACCACAUCCAGAGGCUCGCCGAACACUACGGGAUAUACCAGGACCUCUUUCCCAUGGCGUACUUUGUGCCGCGGGUCAUGCUGCGUGUGGCGUACGGAGAGGACGGCGGCGCCGCAGUGCAUUAUGGGAACCACCUAACACCGAGUCAGGCGGCACAAGCACCUCGGGUACAUUUUGAAGCGGAAGAAAAAUCUCUCUGGACGCUGCUGCUGACCAGCCCAGACGAGCAUCUGCUGGAUGGUGAGCAGGAGUAUCUUCACUGGCUAGUCGGGAAUAUCCCUGGAAAUUCCGUGUCGUCUGGGAAAGAGCUCUGCCACUACAUCAGUCCAUUCCCACCUAAAGGAACAGGCUUUCAUCGAUAUAUCUACAUCCUGUUUAAACAGGAACAUCUGGUUGAUUUCAGCUCAGACCUCCGGUCCUCCCCAUGCUAUUCUUUGACGCAAAGGACUUUCAGGACAGUAGACUUCUACAGGAAGCACCAGGAUGUAAUUACUCCAGCCGGUCUUGCGUUUUUCCAGUGUCAGUGGGAUCAGUCUGUCUCUGACACUUUUCACACGCUAUUAGAUAUGAGAGAGCCGGUGUUCGAGUACGACAGACCUCCGGUGUAUCACCCGCCGCAGAAGAAGUACCCUCACGGACAGCCCCUCAGAUAUCUGGACCGCUACAGAGGCGGAGCGGAGAAAACCUAUGGCAUUUAUUAAAUAUAUGCGUGUGUUAUGUUCACUGUAACAGCUGAAACAGCAGGGCUGUUGUUUGUAAUAAACUAAAUGUAAUCAGC